Messenger RNA from Phytophthora nicotianae INRA-310, 480 nucleotides. RefSeq lists its product as hypothetical. Gene Ontology annotation, biological process: Golgi to plasma membrane transport. The record is from RefSeq and is a predicted model, not a curated record. The coding region runs from base 1 to 480 and encodes 159 amino acids. NCBI's taxonomy places the organism in Eukaryota, Oomycota, Peronosporomycetes, Peronosporales, Peronosporaceae. The transcript is spliced from 2 exons.
AUGUUCAGCUCGACGUGGGUUACCGCCGCUCCUAGCGCCUCGACAGCUCCGCAAGCGCCUCACGACGCUUAUGAAUUGGCCGGAGAGUACGGCGCAGAGGCCGCUGCCAAGUUGUCGCGUGUCUUAGAAUCUCUAGAGGCCGCAGGGUUCCCCAAGGCGGGUGUGAACUCGUACAGCGCCUUCGACCGCGUUCUCAGCGGCGUCACGUGGUUAUUACAGCGAAUUGUGAAGAGAGAGGACGCUGAGAAGGGAAGAGUGCGAUGGGACGUGCUAUUCCAGUCCCACGACAAGAUGAAGCCUCGACUGGGGCUUGCACAGGAGGCAGUACGCUGCAUCGAGGCUCUUAGUUAUACCUGCCCUGUGGCGAUCCAGCCGCAUCAGUUGCUGCUUCAGGACUUUGGAGACAUUGAAACAAAGAGGGGAAAGAAGCUCAUCAUUUGGAUAAAAUCCGUCGGGAGAGAGCGUAUCUGCAAGUUAUGA